UAUCUAAAAUAUAUAAUGAAAUUAUCUGCUAUAUAGACCAAUUUCUUCCUUAUCUUAGGGUUUGCAGAUAAACCUCAAUUUGGGGGUUUAGCAUCAGAACUGCAGCGAACACCGACUCUCUUGAACUUUUGGGUUUACGCAAAGGUUGAAGAUAGAUGGACCCUAAACUAUUACUUUCUUCACCUUCGUCAUCUUCUACCCCGUUACCAUUCUUCAUCUCAAACACUCUCCCUUUCCAUCAAAAACCGAACCUUUCUCUCAAACUUCAAAAAUCCCAAUUUUGGGGAACGAAUUUGAGUUGGGUAGAAUCACAAUCACGUGCAAGAGUGGAUGCGGUGGGGCCAAUAAGAGCCGCAGUGAAGAGAAGGAAAGAGCUUCCCUUCGACAACGUGAUACAGAGAGACAAGAAGCUGAAAUUCGUGCUUAGGGUAAGGAAGAUUCUAGUGAGUCAACAAGAUAGGGUUAUGUCUCUUAGGGAAUUGGGUAAAUUCAAAAGAGAUUUGGGUCUUGAUAGAAAGAGGCGUCUUAUUGCUCUAUUGAAGAAAUUCCCUGCAGUUUUUGAGAUUUUGGAAGAAGGGGUUUACUCUCUCAAAUUCAAAAUGACCCCUGAAGCUGAAAGGAUUUAUUUGGAGGAAUUGAAGGUUAGGAAUGAAAUGGAGGAGUUAGUUGUUGUUAAGCUUAGGAAAUUGUUGAUGAUGUCGCUAGAAAAGAGGAUUUUGUUGGAGAAAAUAGCGCAUCUUAGGGCUGAUUUGGGACUCCCACAAGAAUUUCGUGACACCAUUUGUCAUAGGUACCCUCAGUACUUCAGAGUGGUUGCAACAGCACGGGGCCCUGCUCUUGAAUUGACACAUUGGGACCCCGAGCUUGCGGUUUCUGCAGCCGAGUUAUCUGCUGAGGAGAAUCGAAUUAAGGAACUUGAAGAACAGAAUUUGAUCAUAGACAGGCCUCUCAAGUUCAAUAGGGUGAGGCUUCCUAAGGGUCUUAAUCUUUCCAAGGGUGAGAUGAGGAAGAUAAUGCAAUUUAGGGACUUGCCUUAUAUAUCCCCUUAUUCGGAUUUCUCUGGACUGAGGCCAGGAUCAAGGGAGAAAGAGAAGCAUGCUUGUGGAGUUGUUCAUGAGAUUUUGAGUCUCACCAUGGAGAAACGAACGCUUGUUGAUCACUUCACGCAUUUUCGAGAGGAGUUCAGAUUCUCUCAGCAGCUGAGGGGGAUGUUGAUAAGGCAUCCUGAUAUGUUUUAUGUCUCACUUAAAGGGGAGAGAGAUUCUGUGUUUCUGAGGGAAGCUUAUCGAGAUUCUCAGUUGGUGGAGAAGGACCGUUUGUUACUCAUAAAGGAAAAGCUUCGUGCUCUGGUUAAUGUUCCUCGUUUUCCCAAGGGAGCUGCUCGCAGGAUAGCCGAAGAUAGCAUGAAAGAAAAUGAUGGCAGAGAAGAUGAAAGUGGUGAAGAGGAAGAAGGAUGGUCAGAAGUUGAUAAUUUAGGGAGUGACGAUGGAUUUGAUGACAUUGAUGACUAUGAUUGGAGCGAUGAAGAUGACGACGACGAUACACCACCAGACUUUUUUGAGGAUGCUGAGACGUUGGAGAUUGGACAAGGAAAGACAACUAAACAAGUUGAGGACUCAAGACAGAAUGAUGGAAAGGUCCUUGUUCCUGUAUUCCCUGAUGGUCGCCCCAGAGAACGUUGGUGAUCUUCACAAAGAGCUUUCAGGCUUGGGAGUUUUCAAUACAAGAAAGCAUCUGCCUUCAAAUUUGAUUUGUGAUGGGUGCUGUACACAGUGCUUGUUGAAAUUCAACUUCUUUGUUUUCACUUGUUUGAUCCUCUUUUGAUAAGAUUUGUAUAGAAGGUUGAAUUUCACUUGCAAGCUCUGCAUAUUAUCUUGUAACUGAUAUACAUUUCUUGGUCUUGAAUCUUAAUAGUUAAGACUUAAGAAGUGCAUUUUUUACUUGAGGAUACUUUUUGUUCAUAACACUUGAAUCAAUG
Molecule: messenger RNA, 1978 nt
Organism: Abrus precatorius (Indian licorice)
Lineage: Eukaryota; Viridiplantae; Streptophyta; Magnoliopsida; Fabales; Fabaceae
Product: protein WHAT'S THIS FACTOR 1 homolog, chloroplastic
Exons: 1
Coding region: 156-1685 (509 amino acids)
Molecular function (GO): RNA binding
Source: RefSeq, a predicted model, not a curated record